UGUAGGGUUUAGUGUUCUCUCUCUCUCUCUCUGUCUCUCUCUCUCUCUAUCUCUAUCUCUCUCUCAUUCUCAUCUCUUCGGGGCCAAAAGCUAAUGCGGAAACAGAGACGGGCGGGGAGAGACUGAGCUGCGGCGCUCUAAAUCUGUCUUGUUGAGAGACACCAUCUGAGGUCUUCCAUCCAUUGAAGUUCACAGCUUUAAUGGCCGAGAGCUUGAUCGGCAGUGCAGCAAUGAAGAAACCGGGAGACGGGUUCGCGGUUCCCGUGUCUUCGUCCUCGAAUGGAUCUCUGUUUCAGAGGAGGAUCGAGUUUCAUCCGGCGAAGAAACCCUUCUCCGGAUUUAGUACUGGAAAUGGCGAUUUUCACUUGGAGACGUUGAAUCCCAGCUCCGAUUCGCAGAGAACCGCCGCCACCGCAAACGGGGGCACGUCGGUAUCGAAGGGGAAGAAAUCGGAGAGCGUUGAUUUUUUCGAACACGAGUUGGAUCCGGAGCUCAGUUUCGGGAUUACGUUUAAGAGAAUUGGUGCUGGUUUGGAAAAUCUUGGAAAUACUUGUUUCUUGAACUCGGUGUUGCAAUGCUUGACAUACACAGAGCCUUUUGCGGCAUACUUGCAAAGUGGAAAGCAUCAAACUUCUUGUCGCACUGCUGGAUUUUGUGCCAUGUGUGCCAUCCAGAAUCAUGUCAGGCGUGCUCUUCAAUCAACUGGGAGAAUAUUAGCACCUAAAGAUCUUGUCAUGAACCUGCGAUGCAUAUCCAGGAAUUUCCGCAAUGCUCGACAGGAGGAUGCUCAUGAAUACAUGGUUAACUUGCUGGAAUCAAUGCACAAGUGUUGCUUACCUUCUGGGGUGCCAAGCGAAUCUCCUAGUGCUUAUGAAAAAAGUUUGGUCCAUAAAAUUUUUGGUGGUAGUCUCAGGAGUCAGGUUAAAUGCAUGCAGUGUUCCUAUUGCUCCAACAAAUUUGAUCCUUUCUUGGAUUUAAGUCUUGAAAUAAACAAGGCGGAUUCCUUGCGCAAGGCACUUACACACUUCACUGCUGUAGAGCAAUUAGAUGGAGGAGAGAAGCAAUAUCAGUGUCAACGCUGCAAGCAGAAAGUUAGGGCCCUCAAACAACUCACAGUUCACAAGGCCCCUUAUGUUCUCACCAUACAUCUAAAGCGGUUUGGUUCACAUGUUCCUGGGCAAAAGAUUGACAAAAGAGUUGAGUUUGGUCCUAGUUUGGACUUGAAACCCUUUGUCAGUGGUUCCUAUGAAGGAGAUCUAAAAUACACCCUUUAUGGGGUCCUGGUUCAUGCCGGAUGGAGUACCCAUUCUGGCCACUACUAUUGCUUUGUUCGCACAUCAAGUGGAAUGUGGCACUCUCUUGAUGACAACCGGGUUGUCCAAGUUAGUGAAAGGACUGUUUUGGAACAGAAGGCCUAUAUGUUGUUCUAUGUGCGCGAUAGGAAAUCUGUUGCCCCCAAAAAACCAGUUGCUGUUUUACCCAAGGAAAACACAGUAGGAAAUGCCAUGCAAAACAAGGAAUGUGGCAUUUCUGUCCAUGGUCCAAAAGAAAAGGCCCAAAAUGGUUUGGUUGAGAGCAGAUUAUCCUUUUCAGAUUGUUCCAGAGCUGUUUCUCAAGGACAGGCAUUAUGUCCAACAAAGGAGCCCUUAGUAAAAGAAACUUCAGUUCUGAAAUCUAAUGGUUUUAUCACAAAGGCAGCAAAAGGCCCAUCUCUAUCUAAGGUUGCUCCAUCAAAACCUUCAUUGAAGGAGCCUCAUUUGAAGGACCUGGCACAGGGGCAGCUUGGAGCAGAAGUAUCCCCACAAUCAACUCCAUCAUUAGCAAAUGGCAGUCGCAAUGCUUCUAAUCUGAAUGAUGUCAGGAUUGCAUCUAUUGGUGCUAAGCAUAACCCUGUAAAUAUGUGCGACGGAUCAAAGAAAGAUUUGAAUCACAAUGCUGGAAUAGUGAAUGAAGGAUCAAAAUUUGAUUUGAGCAUCCCAGUUGCUACACAACCUGAUUGCACUGUGCUCCAAAACUCUGGUUGUGAGAAGCUUAUCAAAUCUAACCUGCCACAUGAGAAUGGUUAUGUGGGAGCACCUCAGGAGGUAAUAUCAAAUAGGAUCAUUGAUGAACAAUCUAAGGAAAAUUUUACACCAAGGCUGUCAAAGGAAUCAAAUGUUAAAAUUGAUCAGAAUGGAUGUGGGGAUUACACAAUUGGUAUUUCAUGCCCCAAGGUAGGGGAGGGUGAUAGAAGAUCAACUGAAAAUGGGUCAGUUGAAAUAUCAAGGCAGGUAAGUAUGGAUGGUAUGUCUGGUCAUGUAGAGGCUUCUGAUCUUAGGCAUAACCAGAAAAAGCUUAAAUCAAUGAAGAAACUUUUGAAAUGUCGGGUGGCUGGCAUGCAUCUCAGUUCUAGUAUAAUGUUCAGAAAAUCCUUAAGUUUGCGGAAGAAAAAAUAUAAAAAGAGCAAACAUCGCAAGCUAGAACUAAAGGGUUUCACUCGGAAAGACUUGGAGGAAAAUGGCAUGUCAAGAGGUUUUGGGCCGUCAACAUCAGAGCAAACUAGGAUGGUCGCCCUUGAUGCAACUCACUCUCGAAAACAGCGGGCCAGGUCUGUUAUGAAAGAAGGAAAUAUUAAUAUGGCUGCAAAGGGUGCAAAAGGUUCCAAACGUUAUUCCUUUAAUAACACUGUAGAUGAAGAUUUCGUACAGAGAAUUAGUAACAAUAGUGCUGUGCUUGCAACCAAUGAACUAUCAGAAAAGAGUUUGCACUCGAAUUCUGUGGCAAACCACUAUGAUGCUAGAGAACCUGAUAAAUUGCAUGACAAGAAAAGAGGUUCUUCUCAGAAUGGAUUGAUUGGCAUGCUUAUGAGAGGUGCGGAAACCACUGUUGCACGUUGGGAUGGGGUAGAACUGCCAGAUCAGAUUUUAGAAUCUAGUAUUGCACAAAGCACCAGCAUUGGUUAUGUGGCAGAUGAAUGGGAUGAAGAAUAUGACCGUGGAAAGAGGAAAAAGGUGAAGCACCAAAACAACUGCUUUGGUGGACCAAACCUCUUCCAGGAAAUUGCAACUAUGAAGGCACAAAUGAAGAAGUCAAAGAUGGACCAGACAAGCUCCGGAAACCGACCCUUCAGGAUAUGAAGAUGGAAGUGCAACAUUGUUAGAGCAAGCAGGUUUUUCUGGCCUGCUGCUAUGUUUUUGAUAAUCUAUGUAACGAUUGUUGUUGAGUGGAGAUUUGUAACAGCUAGAAGCCUCGAGUAACCUUGGCUCCUUGCUGUGCUGGGCGGUUAGUUCCUUUUCUUUUUUGUUUGAAUUCUUUGGUGAGGCAUUGCAGACUGUUGAGAGGAGGGACCAUUACUUUGUGGGGGUAGUAUUAUUAUGUCUGAAAAAGAUAUAAAUUGAGAGUUCUCCAGUGCUGCUUCAGAGCUCUCAAUAUGUAAGGUAUGAAAUGUUUCCCACAUUAGCAUUCAUUAAAAAAAAUGUUUCCCAUAUUAGAACC
Molecule: messenger RNA, 3474 nt
Organism: Nelumbo nucifera (sacred lotus)
Lineage: Eukaryota; Viridiplantae; Streptophyta; Magnoliopsida; Proteales; Nelumbonaceae
Gene: UBP23
Product: ubiquitin-specific protease 23
Biological process (GO): protein deubiquitination
Cellular component (GO): nucleus; cytosol
Molecular function (GO): cysteine-type deubiquitinase activity
Source: RefSeq, a predicted model, not a curated record